AUGAUGCAGACAGCGACGCGCUCAUGGGAGGAACUGCGCAGCAGCGCGCGGGCGGCAGAGCGCACACUGGAGGACAAGAUCGCAGCCUACACGUCUAUUAGUAGAGCACAGACGCGUAGCUCUGCUGCGGUGUAUGACGAAGAGAACCCACCAGAGGAAGCUGCAGAUGAGAUAGAACUCGCAGUGGAUAUCGAGAAUGCUCUGGCGUCGCUAUCAGAUGCAAUCGACGAGAUGAAUGUGGUUGUGAACAAGACGUCGGUAAAAACGCAGGACGCCAUGUUGCAGCGCUACCGAGAGCUCUACUUCGACUUUAACACAGAGUUCCGUCGCUCAAUGAGUGCCUUACAGGAGAAGCGUGAUGCACAGAAGCUUUUUGGCAACAGAGCACACAAUGGCCAUUCGGAAGACGCUGAAAUGGACUCGCUGCUAAACGAGCGCCGCGCUGUGGACUCGUCACGCUCCAUGACCAGCAGCAUUAUUGAGCAGGCAAUGGCGACCAAGAACGCGCUGGAAAACCAGCGUCGGCAGUUUACGUCGUCCCACGGCAAGGUUGCGACGCUUGGCAGCUCGUUCACCGGCAUCAACACGCUCGUGGAGCAGAUUCGCCGCAAGAAGAUGCGCAACAACACGAUUCUUGCUCUGGUGAUCGCCGGUUGCAUCUGCUUCACGCUGUGGUGGGCCGUGCUGUCUAAAAUCUAAUGCUAUUGUCGAGUAGGAGGAGCAGGCCACCUCACACGUCACAUUUUGCACCAGAAAUUGAAGUGCAGUUAUUGUCAAAUUAAAAACCUGGAAAAUGCGAGAUUA
Molecule: messenger RNA, 804 nt
Organism: Phytophthora infestans T30-4
Lineage: Eukaryota; Oomycota; Peronosporomycetes; Peronosporales; Peronosporaceae
Exons: 5
Coding region: 1-699 (232 amino acids)
Biological process (GO): vesicle fusion; endoplasmic reticulum to Golgi vesicle-mediated transport
Cellular component (GO): Golgi medial cisterna; cis-Golgi network; SNARE complex
Molecular function (GO): SNAP receptor activity
Source: RefSeq, a predicted model, not a curated record